ACAAAGCUCAAGGCUUGUCACAUGAGAACCGAAAUGAGAGGAUAGAAAAACUCUCUACGAAAGUGUCUUUUUGAAGCUUUUAAACCAGAUAUGCCUUACGUUGCGAGCUCCAAUUUAGGAUACUACUCUGUAGUGUACUCUUUGACCCUUUUCCUGUUGAUUUGUGUCGGGUUGUAUUACAAUCUCUCUGGUCUUGGAAGAAGAUUUGAUAUAGGAUGGUUCUUGGAUAAAACUUCCCCAUUUAUGUGGGGAUCUUUUGGCAUAGGACUAGCUAUAUCUCUGUCUGUCGUUGGUGCUGCAUGGGGAAUUCUCAUCACAGGUGCCAGUAUUUGUGGAGGAGGUGUAAAGGCACCGAGAAUUAAAACAAAAAAUCUUAUCAGUAUAAUCUUCUGUGAAGCUGUUGCAAUUUAUGGAAUCAUCAUGUCCAUUGUUCUUAGCAACUUUGUGGCGAAUGUUGAUGUGGAUUCUCUCACAAAAGCUGAGGAAAUCAGACAUGUCCACAAUUCAGGCUUCAUGCUGUUUGGUGCUGGUUUGACAGUUGGAUUUUCAAACCUCUUCUGUGGUAUUUGUGUGGGAAUAGUUGGAAGCGGUGCAGCUCUGGCUGAUGCCCAGAAUCCAUCUUUGUUUGUCAAGGUUUUGAUUGUGGAGAUCUUUGGAAGUGCUAUUGGAUUGUUUGGUGUUAUCAUAGCCAUUAUACAGUCCAGUAAAGCACAGAUGGCUAUCAAAUCAUCAGAGUGAUGUGUACAAACACUUCUGUUUUGUGCCAGGAAUUACAGUAGUUGUCAGAUAAUAAAUUUUUGAUGUAUAGUCUUCAAGAAUUGCAGUCAUUGUAGAAUUGAUGGUAUAAAUCUGACUGUCUGCCCUAUUGCUGUGAAAUAUUAAUUAUUUACUUAUGAUUAUUGUUAGAAACGAAUUUCCUACACACCAAUAAUUUUCAUGUGAAUGGAUAUGCUGUUACACUGUAUGACCGGCCAAACAAAAUGGCUGUGUUUGUUUGCUUCACGUCACGAAAUAAUAAUUU
Messenger RNA from Orbicella faveolata, 1021 nucleotides. Its product is annotated as V-type proton ATPase 21 kDa proteolipid subunit c''-like. Gene Ontology annotation, cellular component: proton-transporting V-type ATPase, V0 domain. Lineage: Eukaryota; Metazoa; Cnidaria; Anthozoa; Scleractinia; Merulinidae. Gene Ontology annotation, molecular function: proton-transporting ATPase activity, rotational mechanism. Gene Ontology annotation, biological process: proton transmembrane transport. The record is from RefSeq and is a predicted model, not a curated record.